This is a messenger RNA of Ascochyta rabiei, 147 nucleotides long. RefSeq lists its product as uncharacterized. The transcript has 2 exons. The coding region runs from base 1 to 147 and encodes 48 amino acids. The record is from RefSeq and is a predicted model, not a curated record. Lineage: Eukaryota; Fungi; Ascomycota; Dothideomycetes; Pleosporales; Didymellaceae.
AUGGAGAAGUUCAAGACCAAGCUCCAGCAUCUCCGCAGGAAACCUUUGCCAGACCAUCUCAUGGAACCAAAGUUGAAUUUGCCCAACGGCUUUUCCCACUGGGCUGUAGCAUUUAUCGUCUGCAACUUCAACGUCGAUGUAGGGUAG